GGGUCAGCUCCGAUGGGCACCACCGUCGCCCCGCUCGCCCGCAGGUCCAUUGAGCUCGCGAGUUUACUGCUGUCGCGAGAUUUUCAGAGAACGUGGAGCCUCUCACGAAUUACCAAGGCAACUGGGCGGCGCCUGAGCAGGCGGGAAGGAGGCGUUUGCAGAGAUUUUGCACGCUUGCCCUGGAGUCUCCAAGCUUCCAGCCUCAGAGACCACGGCCUCCGCUCUGGGCAGUGUCCCUGUCCCCCCAGGGCUAUGGGCCGGGUCUCAGGGCUCGUGCCCUCUCGCUUCCUGACGCUCCUGGCGCAUUUGGUGGUCGUCAUCACCUUAUUCUGGUCGCGGGACAGCAACGUCCAGGCCUGCCUGCCCCUCAAGUUCACCCCCGAGGAGUACGAGCGGCAGGACAUCCAGCUGGUGGCAGCGCUCUCUGUCACUUUGGGGCUCUUUGCCGUGGAGCUGGCCGGCUUCCUCUCGGGAGUUUCCAUGUUCAACAGCACCCAGAGUCUCAUCUCCAUUGGGGCUCACUGUAGUGCGUCUGUGGCCCUGUCCUUCUUCAUUUUCGAGCGUUGGGAGUGCACGACGUACUGGUAUAUUUUUGUGUUCUGCAGUGCCUUCCCAGCUGCCACUGAAAUGGCAUUAUUCGUCGCUGUCUUUGGACUGAAAAAGAAACCUUUCUGAUCACCCUGAUGAGAAUGAAGGGACGAAGGCUGGAGGAGCAAGGGGCUGCUUACUGUUCCCGGAAAAGGAAGGUGUGGGCUUCAGCCCUCACCUCUGAAACUUCCUGGUGGAGAAUAUCAUUGUUGGAAUAGUUAUCUCCUGAGUCUGGGAUUAUCAGUGUUUUAUUGUGUGCUUUGUAAUAAAGUUUAUUUUGUAGUAAGACUUA
Molecule: messenger RNA, 880 nt
Organism: Tupaia belangeri chinensis (Chinese tree shrew)
Lineage: Eukaryota; Metazoa; Chordata; Mammalia; Scandentia; Tupaiidae
Gene: TMEM107
Product: transmembrane protein 107
Exons: 5
Coding region: 13-675 (220 amino acids)
Biological process (GO): protein localization to ciliary transition zone; non-motile cilium assembly
Cellular component (GO): MKS complex
Source: RefSeq, a predicted model, not a curated record